Messenger RNA from Zea mays, 956 nucleotides. RefSeq lists its product as uncharacterized. The transcript has a single exon. The record is from RefSeq and is a predicted model, not a curated record. NCBI's taxonomy places the organism in Eukaryota, Viridiplantae, Streptophyta, Magnoliopsida, Poales, Poaceae. Bases 114 to 746 code for a protein of 210 amino acids.
GCGCCCUCCCCCGAUCGUUGCACUUGUACCCCAAAUAAACUCCCUUCCCUCCAUCGGUCCAUCCAUCCUAACAGAACUAGGACGCGCACGAGACGAAACCGCCGCCGUCCCACAUGGCCGACUCCGGCGCCCUCGUCGUGACGGAGGCGCAACAGCAACACCCGCUGAGCCAGAUCGCGGCGAGCGAGACGCACCGGCUGCUGCUCAAGCAGUGGGUCAAGGAGGAGGACCUGCUGGCGCGCCGCGUGGCGCUAUGGGAGGCCUGCCUCAACGGCGCCCGCAAAGAGAUCGCCUUCCUCUACUGCGCCUUCUUCGCCUUCCACGCCGCUUCCGUGCUGCUCCUCUUCCUCUCCUCCUCCUCCUCCUCCGCUGCCUCGGCGGCAGCGACAACAGCAUGCAGACGGUCGUGGAUCCCCUACCUUGUCUCGCUGCUCUCCUCGCUCACCAUGCUCUGGGCGCUGUGGUACAAGUCCGACACGGAGGCCGUCCUGGAGCGCGUCCUCGCGCGAGAGCGCGAGGAUGCGCUGUACCUGGCCAGGUGCGUCUCCGAGCUCAAGCGCAAGGGCCUCCGCUUCGACCUGCUCAAGGAGGUGGACACACUGCGCAGGGCCAAGAACCUUCGCGCUGAGGCCAAGGGCGCAGCAGACAGGCCCAGGAGGUGGCAGACUAGGGACCUGGCCGUCUUCGCGCUCUUCGCCGCCGCCUGCGGGGUGCUCGUGCUCACCAGGUUCUUGCUCUGCAAUUAGCCAGGUCAGGUGGGGAAGCGAUCAGCACGUGUUGCUUGCCUUGCCUUCUUGGCCUCUUCUCCUCCUUGUUCAUUCUGGGCAGAAUUGUUUUUCUGCGAAUUUUGGUGCUGGUUUUAUCUAUUUGUAAUAAUAAUAAGGAAAUGAUCUGAUUGUAACAGAGAGUAAAUGCUCUCGGUAUUAUGAAUUUACGAUGAUACCUAUUAAUGUUAA